Papaver somniferum (opium poppy) is the source of this 2714-nucleotide messenger RNA. RefSeq names its product WD repeat-containing protein 91-like. The record is from RefSeq and is a predicted model, not a curated record. NCBI's taxonomy places the organism in Eukaryota, Viridiplantae, Streptophyta, Magnoliopsida, Ranunculales, Papaveraceae. The coding region runs from base 572 to 2521 and encodes 649 amino acids. The transcript is spliced from 17 exons. Gene Ontology annotation, molecular function: protein binding.
UGUUUUCACUAACCGAUUACUCCACGCAACCCCUAAUUUCACACAACCUACGAAUAAUUGAAAGAGUGCAUUUCCGGUUCUUUCACUAACAGAUUACUCCACGCCGGACGCAACCGAUUAUUCAAUCCCGAAAGACGUCUCUCACAUACCUAUGUUAGCACAGAUUUUCCGUAAUUUCAGAUUCUAGAAAGAGGUUUUAGUAUUGACGAUCAGCCUAUGUACAGUACAUAUCUACUUCUCUAACACUAAAAGUGUUAUGUUGAUCUUCAAGAAGGAAUUGUCAAACAAACUAUUGAUGGUUGCGAGCUUUAGAAUUUAGGAUGUCAUGAUAUGUAAUAAGAUUAAGGCAGUCACAAAGUUAUAGUCUUUGAAUCUUUGAGAAACCACAUGCAAUCUGAACCUUUCAAAAUAUAAACAUAUAGCUGGUGUUUUAAAUUAGUGGGUUUUAGGGAGUCUGGCCGAGGGAAAUAGUCGGUGUACAGGUAAAUGAAAGUUCCUUCCAUCCUGCAGUUGCCACUUGACAGAAGAAAAUGCCCUUCAAGUCCUGCAUUCAUUCUCAGCCAAUCCGAGGAUGGAGAACAUGCAAUAUGCAGAGGAACUCAUAAGGCAGUUUUUGGUUUUCAGAGGGUUUACAAAUACUCUUCAAACUUUCGAAACAGAGUUAUCCACUGAUAUUGCUAAAGGGUUUCAGGUUGAUAAGAUAUUGGAAUUAAUAUUUUCUGUGUAUGUACCCAAAUUCCAGAUUGAAAAAUUAGUUUGUCUAUUAAGUUUUUUCAAGCAGUGCUUUUCUACUUCCACCGAGACGGUACUUGUAUCCACGCUUUCAAAGUUGGAGGCUUCAGUUCUACGAUAUUACGUUGUUCAUGCUAUUAAAUCAGGGAAAAGGGACAAAGUUAUAGACUUUUUUGGAGCAUAUGGUAACGAUUUGCUGCAAAGAAGCCAGGAUUGGGGUCCAUGGUUUGCUAUUCCAUAUCUGAAGAAUCCAAGUUUGGAACCUCAGUUUCGCAUUUACUUCUCGAAAGAGUGGUUUGACGCUUUGCAACUCUCAUUGAGGAAUUUUCUGAGUGAGAUAUUCAAUGAUACUCGUAUUCCUGGUCUGUUAAAGAUCAGUGCUGACAAUAAUACAGUUAAACAUCUCAAGAGAGACAAUAAGCAGUUAAAUCUCAAGUUAUCGCAACUCCAAGCUUUAUUGGAAGAAAAGGAAGCUCGAAUAUACCAGUUAAAGAGUAAUUCAUCUACAGCAGAAGUAAACAUGCUUCAGAAGAACAAUCCCACAUACAGUGAAUCAGGGGCUGCGGGAGAAUGUGCCACACAAAGUAAUUAUUUAUCGUCAAGGGUCAUGAGUGAGUCAAGUACAUCACGUUCUACAUCCUCUCGGGAUGAUAAAAAGGAACCAGAGUUUCAAGAUCUGGAUUCUGCUGAACGUGCAAAGAGAUCAGAGAAUUUGACCCAAUCGGGAUCAGAAAUUGAUUCAAGCUGUUUGCAUGAGCUUCCUACUCGAGAUGAGAAUGGCGCGGAAAUGCAGAGACAGGAAGACUUUCCAGAAGUAAAAGCAGAAUUUCAGGAAACAUUCUUAGGGCACACCAGUCCAAUCAGCAGGUGCCGCUUUUCUGCAUCUGGAAACAAUAUUGCAAGUGCUUCAGUGGAUGGAACAGUCAGGAUAUGGACAUAUGACUCGUCAUCCCCAACAACUCGAAAUGCAACUAUAUAUUGCGGUUCUGAGAUCAUGUCACUUGACUGGGAGUGCAAAUCUGAUCGCCUGCUUCUCAUAGGUACAGCUGAUGGGGGGAUUAAAGCCUGGAAUGUUGAUGCAAAGAGAGUUGUCUGCGAUCUCAGCACGUCAGCAUCAUUUCCUAGUGUCUUGGAUUUGAAAUGCAGCCCUGUGGAACCAAUUUUUGUUUCUGCAGCCGCAUCUAGAGGGCACGGCUCGAGUAAUCUUGACAGGAUGGGGUUUGCUUCACUUACUGUUUGGAACAUGAAGACGUGGAAGGCAAUGUCAGUCCUUCCUCUCGGCGAAGAUCCACCAGCAAUUACGUCUCUUUGUUUCAAUCACAAUGGGAAAAUUUUAGCUGCUUCUGCAACUGAUGGAAUGAUUCACAUGUUUGAUAUGGCUGCGGGUCUUCAAAUUACAGGCUGGCCUGCCCAUGACACUGCCAUAAGCUCUGUUCUGUUCGGACCUGAUGAAACAAGCAUCUUCAGCCUAGGUUCUGAUGGAAAGAUAUUUGAAUGGAGCCUACAGAAUCAUGGACAGAUUCUUUGGUCGAGAGACAAUAGCAGGUUCUUCAAUCAGGAGAGCACGAAGAUCUGUAGGCAUGAAACAGCAUUGGAUGCUCAUGGUAGGAGACUGAUAGUAACUUCUGAUUCGGUCAGAUCACCCAUAUACCAGGUUCAAGGUCACAUGAGCGGUUUUAGAACGCUUCCCCAUACUGCAGCUGUAACAACUGUAGACUGGCAUCCAACCUUACCCAUUUACUUGACUGGUUCAGCUGAUCAUUCAGUUCGAGUCACGUCGAUACUUUAAAAACUUCCCUGGAUUCAUUUAUAUUAUGUUUUCAGGUUAAAAUCCAAAUCCAUUUGAGGUUAUAAUCUUGGAGGGCGAUGUUAAUGCCAACUUAUUGAUGUAAUCAUAUGGAAAGGAGAACGAGUUUCUGUAUCAUAUCUGAAAUAUCAAUUAAAAACAACAUUUUUAUUGAUGAUAUAACCAAUUUGUUGUA